Molecule: messenger RNA, 387 nt
Organism: Meloidogyne enterolobii
Lineage: Eukaryota; Metazoa; Nematoda; Chromadorea; Rhabditida; Meloidogynidae
Source: the annotation of a GenBank genome assembly
AUGAACAACACAUCCCCUUCUCCUCUUUUGUCUUACAAAGGGGAGAAGCAAAAACAACAACAAUUUUCCUUUCCUCCACACAAUUUUGUUAUUGAUAUUGUUACCCAACAACAAACAAUACAAAAUUCUGGCAAAAAACGUCAGCAUCGAAAAAUAAAUGAAUUAAUCCCCAUCCGAUUUGUUAUUUUGGCAGUUUCUCUAUUUUGUUUGUCAAUAUUAAUUGCCAAUCCCUUGGCACUUAAUUUUACAGUUAUUUGUAUGUAUAAAGAAGUGAAAAUGGUGAAUAAUGAGGGACUAACUGUGAAUUUUUUAUAUUUUAAAAUUUAUAGAUUGGUGGGAAGUAGAGAUCUGGUAUUUUCAAAAAUCCUGUAUAUGGAUCUAAGUUAG